This is a messenger RNA of Alternaria arborescens, 1131 nucleotides long. RefSeq lists its product as hypothetical. The transcript has 2 exons. Bases 1 to 1131 code for a protein of 376 amino acids. Gene Ontology annotation, molecular function: zinc ion binding; glutaminyl-peptide cyclotransferase activity. The record is from RefSeq and is a predicted model, not a curated record. Lineage: Eukaryota; Fungi; Ascomycota; Dothideomycetes; Pleosporales; Pleosporaceae.
AUGCUCUUUACCCUCCCAUCCGCCCUUCUCCCAACGCUUCUCCUCCUCUCCAACCCAACAACCGCCUACAAACCCCUAUCAGAUGCCUUCCUUCGCGCAAUCCCCUCCCCAGACGCUGCGAUCGACUACAAGGACGGCCCUCUUCUCGCUCCUCUCCUCAUCCCCCGCGUUCCCGGCACCCCAGGCCAAACCCUCGCCCAGCAACAUUUAGUCUCGUACUUCCAAACCGAGUUACCAGCCUGGAAUAUAUCCUGGCAAAACAGCACAUCCACAACUCCGACAUCGCGGGGUGCAGAGCUGCCUUUUGCGAAUCUAGUCGUAAAGCGCGAACCACCAUGGGUCAGCAAAGGACAAGCCAACCUCCUCACGUUGGUUGCGCACUACGAUAGUAAACUGCAACCUAGCGGCUUUAUCGGUGCGACAGAUAGUGCGGCGCCAUGCGCCAUGUUGAUGCACAUAGCCAAAGUGAUUGAUCCAUACAUCCAGCGCAUGUACGAUGAGAUGUCUGCGUUACAGGAGGGUGGUACGGUGGAUAUGGACAUGGGGAUUCAGAUUCUAUUUCUGGAUGGUGAAGAGGCGUUUGAGAACUGGAGUGAUACUGAUUCGUUGUAUGGAUCGAGAUCCUUAGCACAGGAAUGGGCCUCCACCUCCAACCCCCCUUCUGCAGCUUCGAAGUUCUACCAAAACCGCACUCCACUAUCUCAAAUCUCGCUGUUCAUGCUCCUCGAUCUCCUGGGUAGCGCAUCACCCAUAGUACCAUCCUACUUUCCCACAACGCACUGGGCGUACCGUCACCUCUCGACCAUAGAAUCACGACUCAGAGAUUUGAAACUCCUCGAAUCGCAGCCCAGCUUGCCUUUCCUACCUGAUGUCAAUGGGACUAUCGGGAGUGGUGGUAUCUCUGAUGAUCAUUUGCCGUUUAUGAGCAAGGGUGUAGAGAUAUUGCAUAUUAUCCCAAGCCCUUUCCCCAGGGUGUGGCAUACCAUGGAGGAUGACGGGGAGCAUUUGGACGGAGAGACAGUCAGAGACUGGUGUAAAAUUGUUGGGGCAUUUGUAUUGGAGUGGUUGGAUAUGAUGGAGGUAUGGGAUGAGCCCGGCGAGGGAACAGGUCAGAGAAGGUGGCUAGGAUAG